AAAUCAAGAAAAAAGCAAAGAAAGUGAUUUAUUUUGACAUUCUUCGACAACAAUCGGCAACUCAUUAGUUGUAACAAGAACAAGAAGAAUCGCAAAGAAUAAAAAAAAGUGCUUGGUUUCGUGCCAAAAAUUAUUCAGUAGGAAUUCGAAACAAAUAGACAAAUAUUUCGUACGGGUGUGAAUUUUAAAAUAAAAUCGCAGCAUUCAUUACAAAAGAUCGUCUUGCGAUCUCGUGAAUGCAUUAGAAAAAUUUUCUAAAGAAAUUUAAAAAAAAAUAAAAGUUUAAGAAUUUCUUGAGUGACAAUGAAAGCAGAGGAAAAAAGUAGUAUGCCCCGCGUAAGAAUUGCCGUGAUUGGCGACACAAAUGUGGGAAAAUCAGCACUGACAGUGCGCUAUUUGACGAGGCGCUUCAUCGGCGAGUACCGCUCAAAAACAGAUUUGUUGUACAAACAGACAGUCGUUGUCGAUACGGGCCUGCUGGAUGUGGAAAUUGUCGACAUUUCGGCGGAAGGCGAUGACGAAUUCCCCAUGGAACAGAUUUUGUGGGCAGAUGCGUGUCUUAUCGUCUACAGCAUCACAGAUCGCAGCAGUUUCGAGUAUGCUGCGAGGUCAUUGGCGGAAAUGCGACAACUUCAAAGUCAACCUGUGGCCUAUUUGAUCGCCAACAAAGCGGAUUUAGAUCAUUUAAGACAAGUGCCUGAAAAAGACGGAGCCUCUCUUGCUGCCUCCUAUGGCAUUGGAUUUUGUGAAGUUUCGUGCGCGGAAAAUACAUCGUCGUUGUACAAAGCAUUCGAAAGACUCUUGCUGGAAUCGAGAACGAGGCCUGCGAAGCCACGCAAGUUUUCAGUUAGUAAAAUGAUUGGUACUCUGAUAGGCAAUAACAAUGUUUCGGCACGUCAAUUAUCUCUUUUGAACUCGGGCACAGUAGUCCCCUGCCAGAAAGGCGAAUUACACAAGUCACGUGUCCUCAAGCGACGCCAAGCGUUCACUGCAACAGCUUCACUCUGACCCAGUACGAGCAUCGGCUACGAGAGUAUUUAAAUGGACCAAAAAUUAAUUGAAUUUUUAGAAAUUAAGUGAAAAUUUCCCUCCGCACGUUAUUUUAAUAAAUUUCUCACAAGAAAUUGUCUGUCACGUGGAUCGGGAUUCGAGAAUGGAAUUUUUUGGGAAAAAAAGAUUUUUUUUGUCCGUAAACAAUUAUCGUUUUAGAUAGUUGGACAAGGCAUCGUUUCAAGGGAAAAAAUCGCAGUGACAUGACGAAAGGUCAGAUCCUUCGCAUGUGUCACAAGCAGGCAUGCACCCACAAUCGUCACACGUGUGCAUUGCGGAUCAGAAAUAGCAGAGACCAAAAAUAAACAUGAGCAACUAAUUUCCUUUCAUGUUUUCAUCGUAAAUCGCAAAUUGAGCCAUUAUCGCGGCAGGAAGUCACACAAACACGAGCAACAUCCGAUCAGCGUGGAUGAAUGAAAGUUGUCCUUAUUUCGGAACGCAUUGAAAAGCCACACAAGCACGUGCUGGAACGAAAAUCACAUCAAUGUCGGUUGCUACUCGUGGAAUUCGGACAAUUUUUUUUUUAUUUUUGAAACCUUCCUCUACUUUAAAGUGGCGACGACACCGAUGAUGCGACUAAACAUUGUUGUGUUAAAAAUAAUUUCAGCGAAUUCCGCUGUCAACAUUUGGGACACACCAUCUUCGUCGUGCGACAACGGCACACAUUAUUAAUCAUCUAUUAAUGUUUCUGUGUUGUGAUCUUCCAACCAACACUCAUAUUUUUCACCUACAAUCCGACGCGAAUGAUCAGUCGGUCGCCACCUUUCGUGUAAAAAUCGCCGAGAAAAAAAUUAAAGAAAAUACUUUAUGGCGCCGCGUUCGUGCAUAUGGCCUGAUAAUAAAAAUUUAUUGUAUGGAAAAUAUUUAGUGAUCCGUUGACAGAUGAAUUAUAUUUUGAAUUCAUUUGAUUUUUCGUAUUUUCGAAUUUUUUUUUUUAUUUAUUUUUAAAACACCAAAAACAUCUCUCUCACGCACACAAAGCACUAUUAGUGUGAAAAAUGUGUAAAAUUCCGAGAUUUUAUUUUGAUUUUCCCGAGAGUAGCGCACAACACACAACAGAACAAGACUUGAGGAAUUUUGUUUGGUGAAUGAAUUCCAACACAAAAUUUUAUAUUUUUAGUCGAAAUUAUUAAUAAUUUUUUGUUUAUGUGCAUCUGCGAAGGCGGAUUUAACGUUGAUUCAU
Molecule: messenger RNA, 2233 nt
Organism: Culicoides brevitarsis
Lineage: Eukaryota; Metazoa; Arthropoda; Insecta; Diptera; Ceratopogonidae
Product: ras-related and estrogen-regulated growth inhibitor-like protein
Exons: 4
Coding region: 304-1008 (234 amino acids)
Molecular function (GO): GTPase activity; GTP binding
Source: RefSeq, a predicted model, not a curated record